AUGUGUCAAGUCCGCACUCGGCAGUACGAAGGAUGCAAGCACACCUUCCAUCAAAACGAGAAACCAUGCAAUGCCUUCAUUGUUGAAAUACAACAGAAAGCGAAGCAAGACCCUUCGGCAAAGAGCAACCUCUGGUGCAGCAGGCACGCCUCGAAAAUUCCGCAGUGCGGCAAGGUCCAGCCCGUCAACCAGGGCACAAUCGGAAAACAAUCCAAGCCCCCGUUGGUCCCGAUCUCUCAUGUGAGGGAUCCGUCAGAACAUGACGGCAUCGGAAUGAUUGGUUGGAGGCCGCCUGCAGCAUGCGAUAUUCCUCGCCUCGUUGAGGGCCACUGCGCCGGUGAAGAAUUGAAUUUUCUCCGUGAGAAGCCCAUGCUCGUCAAAGGGAAAUGUGGGGCUUGCCAGCCGACGACAGGCUCAGGUCUUUGGGGGAGGCUUUCGGGAAGUUAG
This is a messenger RNA of Diaporthe batatas, 447 nucleotides long. RefSeq lists its product as uncharacterized. Lineage: Eukaryota; Fungi; Ascomycota; Sordariomycetes; Diaporthales; Diaporthaceae. Bases 1 to 447 code for a protein of 148 amino acids. The transcript has a single exon. The record is from RefSeq and is a predicted model, not a curated record.